GCAAGGUCGCGAAAGUGGGUAUAAAAAGAAGAUCAUUGAUAUUGUCAAAUGUGUAUCGCGAUCCAUGCCACGGACGGCGACAGUUGAUAGAUAGUCGGUGGUGUGUAAGUGUUAUUCUGAUUUUCUGUCGCGGUUGAAGAAGUGCAUUCCACGCUUGGCAUCAAUCAAAUCAUGCGGCUCACCGUAAAGUUGUUGGUCUUGGUAGCUUUAUGUGGUGCAGUUUACGCGGCCGAGAAACAAAAGACAACUGCAAAGCCAGUUGUCGAGCACGUGGAACAAGAUGUGGAAGUGAUUAGAAAGAAUUUGAAGGAUUUGGUUGAGCAGCCAAGCAUUCAUUUCAUGGAAUAUGGACCGGACGGUAAAGAUGGUUAUAAAUACCAUUUAUCUGCUGCAGAGAAUAAGGAAUAUAUCAUUCACACCACUGGACCAGUGUCAAUUCCAAUUUUAGAAACUAUCAUGGGCACAAGAGAAGAAAGAGAUAAGAAACUUCUGAAGCGGCUGCUCGAAUCUAGCAAAAUCAAAUCGUUAAGUAGUAUUAGCAGUGAACCUAAUAAAGAAUGAAACAUACGGCUGAAUUCCUUGUGCAUGUUUC
Molecule: messenger RNA, 592 nt
Organism: Toxorhynchites rutilus septentrionalis
Lineage: Eukaryota; Metazoa; Arthropoda; Insecta; Diptera; Culicidae
Exons: 3
Coding region: 172-561 (129 amino acids)
Source: RefSeq, a predicted model, not a curated record